AUGCUACAGCGUAUUGUUCUUCUUCUUGCAUCCCUAGGAUGCGCCUCCUCGCUUGCAACAUCCAAGUUCAAACUACCAAUCGUCGGGGUUAAUCCCUCAGAGGUCGCCAUUACCUCCAUGUCCUUGACGGACCAAGGAAGGUCUGAUGAUUUCGCAAAGGAUGGCCGACCGCGAACCAUCAUGAUAUCUGGUUUCUCCCCUAUAUCGGCUUGUCGUCAUGGCCAUCUUGUGGGAUACAUGCCACCCGUGACCGCCCGUUUCGAAGACAACAAGUUCGCCGCUUAUGGUCUCCCCAAUGGUACUUUUCGAUCGCUUGGCCUGCAGACCUGUACGUCGAACCUAGUUCCAAAACCCUGCUCUUCCGGAUCUUUACCACUUGUGGUCUUCUCUGGCGCCCUUGCAACUUCCCGGACCUUGUACCAUAGCAUGCUUCAAAGUGUUGCAGCUGCGGGCUACCUUGUCGUGUCUAUCGACCACCCUUACGACGCUGAUAUCGUCGAGUUUCCCAAUGGUACUACCGUUACCGGUGUUGACAUCAACGAUUCCGAACUCGAGGAUGCUCUGACUACGCGCGUUAACGACAUUGCGUUCCUCUACCGGCAGCUUGCAAAACCGUCACUUCGCACAAAGCUCUUCCCACUGCAUCGUCACAGCGGCAGCUUACCUAAGACUGCCGUUGUAGGUCACUCGUUCGGAGGAGCUGCUGCUGCGGCAGCGAUGCAACAACUCUCCUAUAUCCGCGGGGGCCUGAACAUGGACGGUUCGAUGUUUGGAUCUGUACUCAAGACCGGUUUAGACCGUCCGUUUAUGCUGAUCGGUCACGAUAACAAGACGCAAGAAACGGACCCGUCUUGGAAAACGGUGUGGCCGCAGCUGAAGGCUUGGAAGAGAGAGAUAGAGGUAAAGGGCGCUGCGCAUUACAGCUUCUCCGACCUGCCUCUUAUCACAUCAGUGAUUGGUCUGCAAGAGAAGUUGCCAAUUGAGGUUGAACAAGUUCUGGGUUCGAUUGAGGGCCGUCGUAUGAUGGACUUGACCGUCACAUAUGUGACAGCGUUCUUGGACAUGGUACUAAGACAUGGUUCGGAGAAGGCCUUUGUCCGUGCUGACAAGAACUUCACAGAAGUGGUGGUAGUGGCUUAG
Molecule: messenger RNA, 1140 nt
Organism: Didymosphaeria variabile
Lineage: Eukaryota; Fungi; Ascomycota; Dothideomycetes; Pleosporales; Didymosphaeriaceae
Exons: 1
Coding region: 1-1140 (379 amino acids)
Molecular function (GO): 1-alkyl-2-acetylglycerophosphocholine esterase activity
Source: RefSeq, a predicted model, not a curated record